This is a messenger RNA of Sitodiplosis mosellana (orange wheat blossom midge), 1230 nucleotides long. It is a transcript of the gene Ubc7, whose product is annotated as ubiquitin-conjugating enzyme E2 G2. Bases 268 to 771 code for a protein of 167 amino acids. Gene Ontology annotation, cellular component: cytosol; endoplasmic reticulum. The transcript is spliced from 4 exons. The record is from RefSeq and is a predicted model, not a curated record. Lineage: Eukaryota; Metazoa; Arthropoda; Insecta; Diptera; Cecidomyiidae.
UAUUGAGAUAUGCGUGUGAGUAAUAGAAACACCAGUUAACCAAUAUUUGGCAAGCACAGAAAAUAAAACACACUGAAAGAAAAGAGAAGUGAAGAAAAAAAAAUAUACAAAGUGUCGAGGGGUAACCAGUGAAUGAGAACUACACAUAUGCACUUUAUCUGAUCCAUUUUGUGUGGUGUCACAGAAAAUUUGGUGUUACAUUUGGUUGGAUGUAACUUUGUGAAUUGAUCGAAUUAUAAAAAUUCUGCGGAAAAUUCAAUAGCAAAAAUGGCUGGAUCGUCGCUACGACGUUUAAUGGCCGAAUAUAAACAAUUGACACUGAAUCCACCGGAAGGAAUUGUUGCUGGUCCGAUUAGCGAAGAUAACUUUUUCGAAUGGGAAGCAUUGAUCCAAGGGCCAGAGGGAACGUGCUUUGAAGGUGGCGUUUUUCCAGCUCGUUUGGUUUUCCCACCUGACUAUCCGCUGAGCCCGCCCAAAAUGAAGUUCACCUGUGAAAUGUUCCAUCCAAAUAUUUUUGCCGAUGGUCGAGUGUGCAUAUCGAUUUUGCACGCGCCUGGAGACGAUCCCAUGGGCUACGAGCUAUCGGCCGAACGAUGGAGUCCAGUUCAAAGUGUCGAGAAGAUUCUAUUGAGUGUGGUUUCGAUGUUGGCCGAACCAAAUGACGAGAGUGGUGCAAAUGUCGAUGCAGCCAUCAUGUGGCGCGAUAAACGCGAUCAAUUCAAUAAAAUAGCCAAAAGUAUUGUUAGAAAAACCCUUGGCCUGCCUUCGUAAGAUAAUUGCUAUAUCAAUGGACACCUCUCAAGCGAACACUAAAUUACCGGAAAUCAAGUGGCAAAAAUAUAUAUACACACACACACAAAAGAAACACACAGAUAUUUUUAUAAACAGCGAUUCAUUCGUAUUCUUAACCCUCUUCUCUGAACCAAUUUGAUAUUUUCUUGAGCCGAUUAUCAAAUCAUAUCGCUUAUUAAAUCCCGUUUGAAGUGUGUUUAUUUCUGUGGAAACACAAAAUCUGAAAUGUGAAUAUUUUAAAUGCAAAUUCUGUAUAGAAUGCUAUUUACAGGAAUUUAUUCCAAUUGAAGACAUCAACAAAUCUUAAUUUCGUAGUCAAACAAAAUGAAAUGGAAUUUAUUUAAAUGACUGACGAAAAUGUUAGACAUUCUUUUACUUUCUAAUUUUCUUUGUUUUCUUUUCUUAGAUUGUAAUAAAAUGAAAUUUUGAAAAUCUUGA